AUGCAGUCGUGCCGGGGCGCCGCGGCCGGACGCCGAGCCUUCGACAGCAUCUGCCCCAACAGGAUGCUGGCGCCGCGGGGCCGGCCCUUCUGCAAGCCCGGGAAGCCGGAGAGGAAGUUCGCCCCUCCGCGGAAGUCCUUCCCUGGCGGCGGCGGCGGCGGCGGCGGCCCAGCGUCUGUGUACGAGGACCCCCGGGGCGCGGAGCCCGCUGCGCUGCCAGCCCUCACCACCAUUGACCUCCAGGACCUCGCCGACUGCUCCUCGCUCCUCGGCUCCGACGCGCCGCCUAGCGGUGACUUGGCCGCCUCGCAGAACCAUUGUCUGCCAACUGCAGAGGACUUCGAUCUGCAGGAGUUCAGGGACACCGUGGAUGACCUCAUUGCAGACUCAUCCUCUUUGAUGUCGCCUCCUCUGGCCGGCGGAGACUUCCCCUUCUCUCCUUGCGACGUAUUGCCAUUUGGGCCCUGUCUCUCUCCGCCGCUGGACCCAAGGGCCCUGCAGUCACCGCCGCUGCGCCCUCCGGACAUGCCCCCGCCGGAGCAGUACUGGAAGGAGGUGGCCGACCAGAACCAGAGGGCGCUGGGGGACGCGCUCGUUGAGAAUAACCAACUGCACGUGACGCUGACCCAGAAACAGGAGGAGAUCGCCUCGCUCAAAGAGCGGAACGUGAAACUGAAGGAACUUGCCAGUCGGACCCGACACCUGGCCUCGGUGCUGGAUAAGCUGAUGAUCACGCAGUCCCGGGAUCGCGGAGCGACGGCCGAGCCCUUCCUGCUCAGGGCGACAGCCAAAAGGAGCCUGGAGGAGUUGUUCAGCGCUGCGGGGCAGGACUGCGCGGAAGUGGACGCCAUCCUGCGGGAGAUUUCCGAGCGCUGCGAUGAAGCGCUGCAGAGCCGCGACCCCAAGCGGCUCCGGCUGCAGCCCGAGCCGGCGAGCAGGGAAGGCGUCCCGGGGAACCUGCACGGCGCCUUCCGGGGGCUGCGCACCGACUGCAGCCGGAGCGCGCUCAACUUGAGCCACAGCGAGCUGCAAGAGGGCGGCUCCUUCAGCACCCCCAUCCGCAGCCACAGCACCAUCCGCACCCUCGCCUUCCCCCAGGGCAACGCCUUCACCAUCCGGACGGCCAGCGGGGGUUACAAAUUCCGCUGGGUCCCGAGUUGAGCGGCGAUGUGGUUCCCCAGAACGCUGCCCGCGAUCCGGGCUGAAGCGCCUGGAGGCUAAGCGGGAGCUGCUGGAACUGCUUCCCGACCCCGACUUCUCGGAAGGGCUCCCCCUGCUGGGCCAUUGCCACCCUGACACUUUUUUCAGGAACCACAACAACAACAAAAAGUCCCGAUGAUGAUGUACUGUAAAGUCCUGGUGUAAAAUACUGCACACUUCCUCCCCUUUCACAGUGCAUGUGUACACAUAUAAAUCUCGAUCAAUUUUAAAAGUCUGUCUUUAGCAGCUUUGAAUUAUGUUCUUUUAGAACUGGAAAGGACUUAGAAAUCACUUAGCCAUUUUAGAAUUAUACAAUGCCCUGGUUUUAUAAGAAGGAAAAGGAGGCUCUAAGAGAUUAAGUGAUUUUCUAUAAUAAUCAUUAUUGGGAACUUCUGGUCUUUCUCACCAGUCAUUUAAAAAUUGUAGGCCAGAAACCAGGUUUCUGAGUGACUGUUUCAUUACAUCACUCAACUUCCCCUGGAAGGACCCUUAGUUUUUGUACUGUUGAAAAAAAAAUUUUUAAGACUUUUAUUCAGUCUGGAAGAAUAAAAAAUUAGGAGAGAUAGCCAAACACUUGCUUUAGGGCAAUAGAGAAAAAUGAAGAUGCUCAGAGGCAAUGGGCUAUCCACAAAAUAGGUGCUAAACAUAUUUGUAUAAUGAUCAUUCAUAUAAUUUUGUAAGAUUUAUGGUAUAUGUUUAUAUUAAUUAUAUAUAGUUUAUAUUUCUGAACAGAAUAAUCACACAAAAAGCAAACUUUGUUGGUGAAAAACAUGUUUUAAGAAAAUGGCAUAUUUCACUGAAAAAGAAUAUAUAUUUGUGUGUGUGUGUGUGUGUGUGUGUGGGCACGGACGCACAUGCACCAGAAACCAAGUGUGGAAAUCUUGCUAAAGGUAAAACUGUCUCUUUGAAUUCCAUCGAUAAAACGGGGGUGCACAUUCAUGUCUUAUAUUUCUAGGAUUGAUCUAUGAAAAACAUGUAUGUUAUAUAGUGGCUUCACUUUAACAUUUUUCUAUUUCCUUUUGUGUGGGGUUCCUUUAUCCACUCUGUUGUGAAAUUAUGUGACUGGCAUACGUCAAGUAGUGAUUUGUCCUACCCUUCCCACUUCUCAACAUGAGGGCUGCUUCUUGCAUUUGCGGCCUCAGCUUGGGCACAUUUCCAAACCCGUUACACGCUCAUUCUGCCAUCUAAGUGGUGGUAUCAGAUAACAGGUGAGCUGGGCAGGGUUGCAGAACCUGUUCCUCCAGGUUGUCCUAGGUACUGUUAUCUGUAUUUAGAAACAAACAAACAAAAAGUGAUAAAAUAGACCACAUUUCCUCAUAUUUUGUCCAACAAACGGACUCUUAAGUACACUGGACAGCUCAAAAUUCUUUUCAUCGGCUUAUGUAUAAAGUUACUGCAGUUCAGGUUCAGAAAAAAAACAAAACCAGCAAGGACUCUUAACUUGCCCUGAGAACCCAUCAGCAGAAAGACACUGACAAAUAAGGAGCAGGGAGCGGGUCUCCUUUUUUCCCAGUACAAAGAGGAGGGAGACCUUUGCGUUAGUGCUGAAUGUCAAGGGGUUGGUGCCUCAGUGAAAUAACUCUCCUUCACUGAUCUCAAAGCUGUGGGGGAAACAAAAAGCUUCUACUUACUCUGAACUCAGGACCUCCUGCAGUAGAAACUCCUGUAAAAACACAGGAGAGGGGCCUCUGGGUGGCUCAAUCAGUUAAGUGUCUGUCUUCAGCUCAGGUCAUGAUCCGGACCCCAGGCUUCCUGCUCAGCAGGGGAGUCUGCUUCUCCCUCUCCCUCUGCUUCUCCCC
Messenger RNA from Canis lupus familiaris (dog), 2999 nucleotides. RefSeq names its product multiciliate differentiation and DNA synthesis associated cell cycle protein (gene MCIDAS). Gene Ontology annotation, biological process: negative regulation of cell cycle; negative regulation of DNA replication. Bases 1 to 1161 code for a protein of 386 amino acids. The record is from RefSeq and is a predicted model, not a curated record. The transcript is spliced from 7 exons. Gene Ontology annotation, cellular component: nucleus. Lineage: Eukaryota; Metazoa; Chordata; Mammalia; Carnivora; Canidae.